This is a messenger RNA of Hordeum vulgare subsp. vulgare (domesticated barley), 273 nucleotides long. Its product is annotated as nascent polypeptide-associated complex subunit beta-like. Gene Ontology annotation, cellular component: cytosol; nascent polypeptide-associated complex. The record is from RefSeq and is a predicted model, not a curated record. The coding region runs from base 1 to 273 and encodes 90 amino acids. Lineage: Eukaryota; Viridiplantae; Streptophyta; Magnoliopsida; Poales; Poaceae. The transcript has 3 exons.
AUGAACAAGGAGAGGCUCAUGAAGAUGGCCGGCGCCGUCCGCACCGACGGCAAGGGCACCAUCCGCCGGAAGAAGAAGGCGGCGCACAAGACGACGACCACGGAGGACAAGCGGCUGCAGAGCACACUCAAGAGGGUGGGCGUCAACACCAUCCCGGACAUCGAGGAGGUCAACAUCUUCAAGGAUGACCUCGUCAUCGAGUUCCUCAACCCCAAAGUGCAAGCGUCCAUCGCCGCAAACACAUGGGUGGUCAGUGGGACUCCCCAUACCUAG